AUGCUCGAUCCUUCUUUCGAAGAAUCAAAAAUUCCUUUAAGAAUCUUAUUAAUUGUAUCAGAAAAUGUUAAUUUAGGAAAACCAACUGCAAUUUCCAAAGAUUUUUUGUUGGAAUCAGAUUUAGUCGAUUUCUUGGUCAACGAACUUGAUACUGAGAAUGACGAACAAGAAAGAGUUGUUCAAACUAUUCUAAAUAACCUCGGAAUUGACAAUGAUUAA
Trichomonas vaginalis G3 is the source of this 219-nucleotide messenger RNA. RefSeq lists its product as uncharacterized. The transcript has a single exon. NCBI's taxonomy places the organism in Eukaryota, Parabasalia, Trichomonadida, Trichomonadidae. The record is from RefSeq and is a predicted model, not a curated record. Bases 1 to 219 code for a protein of 72 amino acids.